AUGACGACAGAAGAGGUCGAGAACCUUGCCAGCCAGGGCCUGCGCGUACUCGCGUUCGCGGAUCGGAUGGCGGAUCCAGGUGUGGAUGUGACGCAGCAGAGUCGCGAGGACUUUGAGUCUGCUCCAUGGAACUUCCUUGGCCUCGCUGGAAUCUAUGACCCGCCUCGUGCCGAGUCUGCCGACGCUGUCGCCGACUGUGCUGUAGCCAAGAUCAAGGUGCGCAUGCUCACCGGCGACCACCCGAGUACCGCCACUGCUAUCGCACUGCAGAUCGGCAUUCUCUCUCGUAACUACCCUCCCGGUGCAGUUAUGACAGGACAGCAGUUCGACGCCCUGACUACGUCCGAGAUUGAUGCCCUGCCUGACCUGCCUACCGUUGUCGCACGCUGCGCGCCAGAGACCAAGGUCCGAAUGGUCGACGCUUUGCAUAGGCGACACGAGACGACAGCCAUGACUGGCGACGGGGUCAACGACAGUCCAGCCCUGAAGCGCGCCGAUGUCGGUGUUGCGAUGGGCACAGGUUCCGACGUGGCGAAACAAGCUAGUCGCAUCGUCCUAACCGACGAUAACUUUGCCUCCAUCGUGCGCGCGAUUAGUAAGGGACGAAACGUAUUCAAGAACCUCGCCAAGUUCCUCCUCUACCUCCUCAGCGGGAACGUGGGCGAGCUUGUCGUGCUCAUCAUCGGUCUUGCGUUCCGCGACCGCAACAAUGAGAGCGUGUUCCCGCUGUCCCCCGUUGCUGCACUGUGGAUCAAUACUCUGACUGCUGGGCCGCCCGCCAUGGCCCUCGGCCUCGAGCCAAGCAGCAAGGACAGCAUGCGCCUUCCGCCCUCGGAGUAUCGGACGAUCUUCACGCGCGAGUUCCUCGCCGACCUCAUGUUCUACGGCUGGUUGAUGGGCGCCCAGGCACUGGUCAACUUCGUCAUUGUCGUCUACGGGUAUUUCCCGGGCAACCUCGGCGCGCACUGUAACGAGCAGGAGGCGGGGUGCGGUGAUGUCUUCCGUGCGCGGGCGACCUGCAUGGCGACACUGCAGAUGGUCAUGCUUCUGCACGCCUUCCAGUGCAAGCACGCAACGAGGUCUAUCUUCCGUAUUGACUUGAGGAACAAUCCGACCCUGCUCUGGUGCGUCGUGGUGCUGGUGCUGAGCACGUUCCCCGUCAUCUACAUCCCCGUCAUCAAUAACAAGGUCUUCCUCAUCGCGCCAAUCGAUUGGGAAUGGGGUAUCGUCUUCGGCCAGAUCUUUGUGUACGGCUUUGCUUCGGAGGCUUACAAGUGGGCGAAGCGCAAGUUCAUGCGGUGCCACCCGAAGCGAGACGCUGAGGAGGGAGCGGCGAGGGCGGCUAUGCGCGAGAUGGAGCAGGUCAACACGACCGGCACCACGGGAGCUGUGGAUAUGGACAAGACGGCGACCAAUAGCAGCAUGCCCACCACCCCGCUCGAGAAGAACUACUAG
Messenger RNA from Trichosporon asahii var. asahii CBS 2479, 1455 nucleotides. Its product is annotated as calcium-transporting ATPase 3. The transcript has a single exon. Gene Ontology annotation, cellular component: plasma membrane. Gene Ontology annotation, biological process: calcium ion transmembrane transport; intracellular calcium ion homeostasis. The record is from RefSeq and is a predicted model, not a curated record. Gene Ontology annotation, molecular function: ATP binding; P-type calcium transporter activity; ATP hydrolysis activity. Bases 1 to 1455 code for a protein of 484 amino acids. NCBI's taxonomy places the organism in Eukaryota, Fungi, Basidiomycota, Tremellomycetes, Trichosporonales, Trichosporonaceae.